This is a messenger RNA of Sphaerodactylus townsendi, 2382 nucleotides long. RefSeq names its product cation channel sperm-associated auxiliary subunit delta-like. Bases 1 to 2382 code for a protein of 793 amino acids. Gene Ontology annotation, cellular component: CatSper complex; sperm principal piece. The transcript has a single exon. Lineage: Eukaryota; Metazoa; Chordata; Lepidosauria; Squamata; Sphaerodactylidae. Gene Ontology annotation, biological process: flagellated sperm motility; sperm capacitation. The record is from RefSeq and is a predicted model, not a curated record.
AUGAUUAAAAAAACAGCACAGUGGAAAUCAGACACCCAUGUUGUCCUAUUAGUGUUCUUGCUGUGGACAUCUAGGGUGAAUGGUAGUUCAUGGCAAUGCAGUGAAGAGCGACUGGUUCAUUCAAGGGACUUUGUCCACUCGACGAUAUUAGCCGGUAGUUAUCUCUCUUACAAUCUAUCUGACCCCAUUCUAAUACAGCACCCCUGUGGAAAAUACUUCUCUGGAGGCAUUCCUCCAGCCCUAUACCUUGGGGAAAAGGUAUUCAUCAGUUUAGACAGAUUCGAAAGUAGUCUUUUGCCACUGACCAUUUCACAAACACUUGUGACUCCACCUGCUUUGGUCAGUGAUGCUACAUUUGUGCGAAAUUCUCGAGUGCUCUUGGUAAUAAAUGGAAAAGUCUAUAUUUAUUUCUAUAUAUGGAAAAGCUGGUUAGAGACAGAGGGGAUUGAUAAACCCGUUACUAAGAUUACAAACUCGGAUUGCUGUUAUUCCAUAAGUGACCCUAUUUGUAAUCAAAUUGAUACUUUUGUGCUGGCUUAUAACACGGGGGAUUCUGCUAACAAGAGCAACAUCUUUUACUCAAAUGAUGGAGGUUACACAUUUAGUACAUUAUACAUUAGCACACAUCCUGAAGAUUUCCUUAUUGCUGUCUAUAACUUUGUUUCAAUAGCACAAAUUGGAACACUCUACAAUCAAUCUGAGGGUAUUACUAAUGGGUCUGCUUAUUUCACAUACACUGGUACAAGCUAUAUGAACAACCGCACGGGUGUUUUCUUCUCCCUGAGAGCCUACAAAAAUGAAAACAUUUUGACCAUAACACCUCCUGGUCUGAGAGGUUUUAUCAUGGUUUGGACGAAAAAUGAUUUAGUAUUCUCCUUCAACCAUGGCCUGACUUUAGAACCCAUCUCUGUACUUCCCACAGAGAAAUAUGUUAACCACUCCCUCCCUAAACAUGAAAAGGGUAUUUGUAACGUGGCGGUCACUUCUAAUGAGGUUGCAGCCCUUACUAAGAAUCAUAAACUUUUCUAUGGAACCCUGGAUAUACUCUCCACAAAAAUGGUGCUCAUUGGAGAGAGGAACAGUACUGAGCAAAUGACACAUUGUGAGACUUUGAUGUUCGAUGCCACUGGAAUGCUUACCAUCUUCAAUCCUGUCCCCAGCAACAAAUCUGGAUUGUACAAUUUUCACAAAUGUACCAUCAAUUUACAGAACAGGCUCAUGAAUGUGCGGCCACACCUGCAGCCCUGCCCUGUUGAGACCCUCAGUGGUGAUUUCCAUAACAAAAUGUACUAUAUAGACAUGAAAAAGGAACUUCAUUUUAACAUCACUUUUGUGCCUAAACCAGGCACUGGGGCCUUUCCUUAUGUCACUGUGAGCAAUCCGCACUUGUUAGGAUUCCGUGGCAGACUUUCGGAGGAUGGCUACACCUAUGAUGGAAACACUAAAUACCACCUACAAAUAACAGCAGUACAACAGCAGUUUUCAGGCAUGGCUGAAUAUGGCUACCAUGAUGACUAUUACUACCAAAGGAUGGCUACCCUCACUGUGGAUAUCUACAAUAAAGGCAUAUUUUGUAUUGACAUGCAUCCAUUGACAGCUCUUAUUACACUGGACUGCCCGCCUACUAAACAUAUAAGACCCUUUAAAAAUGUGACAGUGUGCAGCAAAGGACACAUGCUUGAGUCCAAACUGCAGGAUAAUUUCUAUUAUCUAAUUCAUCGGGAUGUAUAUGAUCCAGCAUUUCUUGGUAGACACGACCUAGAUCAGGAAGACCUUAAUAUUUCCUAUUCUUAUAAACUUUUUGGAUGUCCAAUUCUCUGGUAUUAUGAUAACCCAUGGCUACCAAUACUUGAACUAUGGGAAGAUGAUAAAUUUGUGGAAUAUGUUGCUGCUGACUUUGUACUGUUUGAAAUGAAUGGAAUGCAUAAUUAUGAUUAUCUCCUGACUGCAUCAGAAGCUAAAUGUAUCUCAGAGCCUCAGAACUGGAGCAAAACUUUUCAAAUGCAACCUUUCCCGGACCCGCAUACUUCGUGGACCAGAGUUAACUAUAAAAACUGUAAAGUGCCCAAUGAUGAAGAUCCUUUGGUAUCAUCUAAUUUAAAAUACCAAGUUCUGAACCUUAAUGAAGAGAAUAGGAUAAUAUUUUCACAGUACAAUGGCAUAUAUAUUUUCAAAGUCACUGUUGUAGAUACAAUUUAUAGUUACUGUGAACUAUCAACUAUUAUCAGUGUCUAUGUGCUUGGAGCUCUUCCAGAAUCUCAGAUACACCCUGCAGGUAUGCUGACGGGCAUUCUGAUUCUCAUAUUGGGUUCAAUUUUGACGGGGUAUUUUUUCCCUAAAUUAUUAAAUAUGAGAGAACAUGCAAAAAUGAAAUCCUUGUAG